Messenger RNA from Linepithema humile (Argentine ant), 1800 nucleotides. The record is from RefSeq and is a predicted model, not a curated record. NCBI's taxonomy places the organism in Eukaryota, Metazoa, Arthropoda, Insecta, Hymenoptera, Formicidae.
AUGCCAGUAUGUGUUUCAUACGCGAUCAGAAGAUACGAUAAACCUAUACCAUUGACUCUGAAAGUUUUUGGAAAACGGAUUCAAUUAAACCUGCGUAGAAACAACCAGAUCGUAUCUACGUUUAAAGUAUGGACACAUGACGCAAAAGGCAUUACAGAAGAUCUGUCGCAAUCAUAUGCAUUGGAUCCUUGCUAUUAUCUUCACAAAGAUCAUAUUAGCACAGCGGCCAUAAACUUUCAUAAACAUGGAUGGGAAGGAUUUGUUUUUUUGGAAGACGACACAUUGGCAAUUAGACCUUUGCGAGAUAAUUUUGCGUCUUUAUCCUUAAUCGAUGAUCUUUGCGUUAAAGAAGAAAUUAAUAUUUCAUUUGACGAAGCCGCAUAUCGUACGUUCGUGUCUUUUUUGGGUGAAGAUGAGAAAAUAUUGCGCAUGUUGAUAUUAGCGUACGUGAAUCGUAUUCAAGCUGUGUUUCAUCAUCCGAGUUUGGGUGUUUCUAUCGAUAUUUCAUUAGUACAUUUGGAAAUUAUGAAAGAACAACCGUUAAGUUUGCCAGUUUUUGGCGGCGACGAUACGAAACUGCUCUUGUCGUUCUGCAAUUACGCGGCAACUCGAAAUUUUCCGGACGACGAUGAUUCGCGUCACUGGGACGUUGGUCUUUACCUAACAGGAUUAAAUAUUUAUUGGAUGAAAGGAGGUACCCAGCAAUUAAGUACCGCAGGAAUAUCCCGCACCGAUGGCGCGUGCAACUUAACUAGAUCGUGUGCAGUAGUAGAAUUCGGUAUUGCGGAUAACAUAACCUCGGGUUUUUCAUCGUCUCUCACUGCUGCUCAUGAGAUCGGUCAUGUUUUGGGAAUGAGACACGAUUCCGAUUAUGAAAUUCCGUGUGAUGCAUACAAAUACAUAAUGUCAUCUGACCAGUACUCUCAAGGUCAAAUCACAUGGUCCGAAUGUAGCCGUGGUAUAGCUAAAAAACUUUGGUACGAAAAGGAUUGUCUUCGAGAUCAGACGAAACCGAAACGUCUAGGUGACACAUCACUCGACCACUCACGUUAUCACGAUUUACCCGGAAGAAAAUGGACCGCCAAAGCACAAUGCGAAAUAUAUUUUCGCGACAAGGAUGCAAACGUAGUCUCGUUGUUUGAUAUAUGCAAAACCUUAGAAUGCGAAAUGCCUCAUGAUAAUUUAUAUGCCUUCACGGGACCGGCAUUGGAAGGAACUUAUUGUGCACCCGGAAAGGAAUGUCGUGGCGGAGAAUGCGUACCCGUUAUCAAACCACCGUACAUUUUUGAGAAUUGUGAAGAUGAUAACUGGAGUGAAUGGAAAGAAAGCACCUGUCAAAGUAUCUGCUUGGAGAAAUCUAAAGGUGUAAAACUCAAACGACGUUCUUGUAGACAUAGGAAUCGCAGAACGACGAGUUGUCAAGGGCCAUAUUACGACGUAGUUCUGUGCGAUGAUACUUUACCUUGCAUUAAGAAACGCAAGACGAUCGACUCAUUUAUCAAAAUAAAAUGCAUGAAAUUUUUCAGUAACUUUUCCACCAUAUCGUUUAAGAAUUUGACGCUUAAACUAGCACCUAAGUUCGAGCUAGGAUGGCAAGCCGCUCAUGAUUUUGAGAAACCGUGGAUAGCCUGUACUGUACACUGCCAACAAAAAGAUUCGUCUACUAUCGACGCACUACGCUUGGAAAUGCUCAACCUUAAUAUUAAUCCGUACUUUCCAGAUGGAACGUGGUGUCAUAAGAAAGAUGGCCAGGAUUAUUACUGCCGACAACAUUACUGUCUGCCUGAAAGUUAUUCUUAA